Messenger RNA from Physella acuta, 1233 nucleotides. RefSeq names its product fibulin-5-like. Gene Ontology annotation, cellular component: membrane. Gene Ontology annotation, biological process: cell communication. Gene Ontology annotation, molecular function: calcium ion binding. The record is from RefSeq and is a predicted model, not a curated record. Lineage: Eukaryota; Metazoa; Mollusca; Gastropoda; Physidae.
AUGUUCAGUCAAUGCCGAAAUGCCGAGUGUGUCAACGCACCUGGUUCUUAUAGAUGUGUCUGCAAAAUUGGCUUCUAUAGUUCCACUACUGGCUGUUUGUCAUGUGAUGAGAACCACUAUGGCCAGGACUGUAAGAAGACUUGUGCAUGUGUAAAAGACAACAGCAAUAACUGCAAUGCUGUCAAUGGAACUUGCACAUGUAAACCAGGCUGGACUGGCUCUAACUGUGAAACAGAUAUAGACGAGUGUUUGAACACCAGCUACUGCCCAGAUGUACAUGAGAGUUGUACUAAUUUGAAUGGAUCUGCAGAGUGUAGAUGUGAUCCAGGUUAUCAAAGAGUUGAUGGAUCUGACUGCCAAGACAGAGAUGAAUGUCUAGAUCCCACCUACUCUUGUGAUGAGAGAAAACAAUGUAAAAACACACAAGGCUCAUAUGAUUGUGUAUGUAAACAAGGUUAUCUAUUUGUCAACAAUACGAAGCCCUGUAAAGUGAAUUUUCGCAGUUUCCCAAUGCAGCUGAGAUUGAAUAUUGUACCUGAUGCAAAUGUUUUUAUUUACAACACAAAACAGUUUAUCUCUCUUAAAUUAAAUAUUGAAGAUAGUUUAAACAAGUUAGGUGGAAAUAAAGUGGGAAAAGAAAUUCUUCCAUUUGUGAUUUCAAAGUUCACGGAUGGAUCUGUCAUAGUUCAUACAGCCAUUGUGGUAGACCUGACUUAUACCAGCACUCCUGCUUAUUCUGCAUCCAUGUAUGCCAUCAGUUUAAAAAAUAAUCAAAAUAUAACUGUGGGUUAUAGAAAUCAUGAAUGUUUUAGUACUAAACCAAUCAAUUCCAGACAAUACUUGUGAUCUGUACACUCAGUUAUCUCAAUCAUGUUCAUCCAAUGAAAAUUGUUACGAAAAUAAUCAGAAUCUUACACAGUGUAAGACAAUUAUAAAAGAUACAGACAGGUUGGCCUUAAUUCUAGGACUUUCAAUUGGAAUUGGUGUGUUUAUCAUCAUUGUUGUGGUUAUUGCUGUUUAUGUUAUUGUUCAUCAAAAGCAGUUAACUAAAUACCAUCUAUAUUCAAAGUCUAUUAAUGAUAAUAGACAGCGUACAAGGGAAGACUCAAGUUAUCAGUCCAUGGAACUACCCCCUGUGAUGGCAAGUGAUCCAGUGGCUAAAUGUUUAAAGUUUAAGAAAGUCCUUUCUCCUUUUAGUGAAGCUAUAUACAAUGAAAACAUUAUGUACUGACA